This is a messenger RNA of Pyrgilauda ruficollis (rufous-necked snowfinch), 1570 nucleotides long. Its product is annotated as acyl-coenzyme A thioesterase 1-like. Gene Ontology annotation, molecular function: fatty acyl-CoA hydrolase activity. Gene Ontology annotation, biological process: acyl-CoA metabolic process; fatty acid metabolic process. Lineage: Eukaryota; Metazoa; Chordata; Aves; Passeriformes; Passeridae. The record is from RefSeq and is a predicted model, not a curated record. The transcript is spliced from 2 exons.
AUGACAUUUCCUCCUGUCUCCCAGGUGAAGGGUCCAGGGGUUGGCCUGCUCGGUUUCUCCAAAGGAGGUGAAGUGUCCCUUGCUAUGGCUGCCUUCCUGAAGAACAUCAUGGCUGUUGCUUCCCCAGUGGGAAGCAUUCCCUUUGUGGAAAGCAAUAGGAAAAUUCCCUCUGUGACUGUUACAUUGAUUCCUCUCUGCUAUGAUGGAUAAAAAACCCCAUGCUUUGACAUGCACGAACACAAAGCCAAGGCCACCAAUUCCAAACUUCUUGAUUAUUCUGAUGUCAUCGAUGAUCCCUUUCAAGCCCCUGGCAACCAAAGCCGGAUCCCACUAGAGAAAGCUGAGGCACAGUUUUUAUUUAUGGUGGGCCAAGAUGACCGUGUUGUCAAAAGUGAGUAUUAUGCCUCUGAAAUCUGCAAGCUUCUGCAGGCUCAAGGGAAGGGAAAUUUCCAGAUUCUCUCCUACCCUGGAACAGGGCACUGCAUAGACCCUCCCUUUUUCCCUUUGUACCACACAGGAAGCCACCCCGUUUUCCACAAGCGAGCAGUCCUGGGUGGGGAGCUCAGGGCUCAUUCUAAAGCUCAGGUUCAUGCUUGGUCACAGAUCCAGGCUUUUUUCAAAAAGCAUUUAAUUGUUAACUAAUGUGCAACAAAUAAUGUGCAAUUUUGAGCAACGAGAUCUGAUAAAUUCUGCUACAUUUAUCAGGUCAAACAUUGUCACAGCUGUACAACUACAGUGUCUUCCAUACCUUUGCACAUCCAUAAAACAGAAAAAUUGAUCUUUUAGUUUAAAGCUGUUACAUUGCUUAUAAAUUUUUCCUCAUUUUACAUGCCUCCUUCAGGUACUGAAAGGUGGCAAUAAGAUGUCCCUGGAGCUUUCUCUUCUUUGAGCUGAGAUGCUUCAUCAGUGUCAGGGGAUAGGCUGUGAUGAGCCUGCCCUGUCGUGGGUGCUGGCAGGGAUGCAGUAGUGGCUCCAGGCAGACUUGGCAUCUCCCAGGGCACGGCAUCUCCCAGCAUGUGUGUGCCCACACCAUUCCUGCCACAAUUCCCCCCACCCCCGCCUGUAUGUGGGAAACUGCAUGUAUAAAAGUAGCCUUGGCUUGAAUGCAGAGACAGUGUACUGAACAACUCCGGAGCCAUGUGGCAGGAGCCCCGGGACAGCCCCCGCCCAGGGACUCCCCUCCAUGGCCCCCUCCAUCCGCCUGUCGCCCGCUGCCCGCAGCCUCUUCGAUGAGCCGCUGGCCAUCGCCGUGCAGGUCAACCCUUGUCACAGCUGUACCAGUACAACUACAGUGUCUUCCAUACCUUUGCACAUCAUAACACAGAAAAUAAAGGGGGUUUGCCUUUUCUGUUUCUUUUCCCCUCUCAACCUUUUUGCUCAAGUAUCAAGAAAAGGAAUGGUGUUUUUUGCAUUAAUCUUUGAUGAAACAGGUCAUGUGCAAAAUGCACAGUUAUGUUUCUUCUAGGGUGGUUUCUAUUCCUCUAAUACUUGACAGUGCUUUCCAUGUCACUGUGGUGUCUACAUGCAUAUGCUGUCCUCAGGUCAUACUAAUGGUCUCUAAUGACAAUUU